Molecule: messenger RNA, 1070 nt
Organism: Dermatophagoides farinae (American house dust mite)
Lineage: Eukaryota; Metazoa; Arthropoda; Arachnida; Sarcoptiformes; Pyroglyphidae
Source: RefSeq, a predicted model, not a curated record
AUGGAUCGAUUUCAAGAUCGUGCACAAAAAUAUUUUCGUUCAGCAAAAUGUUGGUGGAUCGGUAGUGAACAACAACAGCAACAGCAGCAACAACAACAACAACAACAACAACCACCGAAACAUCGAAAACGUACAAAAAGACGUAAUCGAAAACCAUUGAAAUUGGAUCAACAAUCAAUGGAUCCAUAUUUAAAAAAUCGUGAACCACAAUUUGAUGAAUUAGUAUUAAGAUUUGAACGUGAAAAAUGUGAAAAAUUAUUAUGGAAUAAUGAUAAAACAAAUGAAUCAAUUAUCAUCACCAAUAAUGAUGGUGAUGAUGAAGAAAUUAAAAAUUCAAAUGCUGGUGAUGAUGAUGAUGAUUUUCUUUGUUCAUCAUCAUAUGAUUAUCAUUUAAGAGCACCAGAUUAUCAACAACAACAACAACAACAAAAAUCGAUUGCAACAACAACAACAGCAGCAGCAACAACGAUGACAACAUUGAAACCAUCAUCAAUCAAUAUAACAGCAUCAGAUCGUCGACAACAAUUAUCAAGACUUUAUUCAUUUGAUCAUCGUGAUCGUGAUGAUGAUCAAACAAUAUUGCAAGAACGAAAUCAAUUUGAUGAUCAACAAGAUCAUAAUAAAGAAGAUUAUCUAAUACAGGAAGAACCUGCCGAUAUGGAUGAUAUGAAUGAUAAUGAUCGUUUUAUGGAAUCCACAUAUCAUUCACGUUCAUCAUAUCAACAACAACAACAACAGCAGCAAACAUCACCAUGGCUACGAUACCCUACUGCUGCUACUACUGCUACUACUAGACAAAGACCACCAAAUAUUGAACGUUCAAAUACGGAACCAGCAUCACAAACAAUAAUGGUAACUAUUGAUACACCAUCAUCAUCUACACAUCAUCCAAAUAAUAAUAAUGUUGACACAACAACAACAACAAUCACCAUUACAUACAACACAACAUUCACCAAUUAGACGAUCACCAUUGGAUAAUACAUCCAAUGUUAAUAUUGGAAAUAAUAAUGGAUCGAUGAUGAGACAAUCAUCAUUUGAUCAUCAUUAUUUGGCACCAACAUUGGCAUAUC